ACUGAAACAAAUAUAAAUUAAGGCUACACAGAAAAAAGGAAUAAAUAUGACAAAAUAAUAAUUUUGUAAACUAAUAAAUAAACUAAUAAUUUAGGGCCCUGUUUGUUUGAGUACAAAAACUCUUCUAGAAACAGCACCAUGAGGGAAGACGGCAGGAGAGACAGCUAUGAAAAAAGCAGACAAUCCUGGAACAAGGGCAUGAGUGGAUCAGUGGAAAAGUCCCAGAGAUGCCAGUACCUACAGUCUAUGAGAGACCGCUGACUGCUGAAACACAGAGAGCUGUGUAACGCUGCAGGGUCAUUUCACAUCAGAUCUUCAGCUUAUCUACAAUCCAACAAGCAAGUGUACUCCAUCGAUCAUGAACUCAAGCACUGAAGCUCUAUCCACACACCCCACAGACUGCGCUGAGGUUCAGGUCCCCAAUCAGGUGUUCAUGGCCAUCGCCGUGGCCAGUCUGAGCGAGAACAUCUUGGUGAUCGUAGCUGUCAUCAAAAACAGGAACCUUCACUCCCCUAUGUACUGCUUCAUCUGCAACCUGGCCGUGUUUAACACCAUCUCCAGCCUCUUCAAGGCUUUGGAGAACAUCCUGCUGCUGUUUAAAGAGGCCGGACACCUGAACUCCCUCCGUCUUUUUGAGCUAAAUAUAGACGACAUCAUGGACUCUCUACUCUGCAUGUGCUUCCUGGGCUCCAUCUUCAGCAUCCUCACCAUAGCCGUGGACCGAUAUAUCAGCAUAUUCCACGCGCUACGCUAUCACACGCUCAUGACCAUGCGUCGCGUGGUGGUCAUGUUGUCCACCAUCUGGGUGUUGUGCGGCACCAGCGGAGUGCUCAUGAUCGGGUUCUUCGAGGCCGCUACAGUGAAAAUCUUCUUUGUUGUGCCCUUCUUCACAGCUCUGCUCUUCAUUCUCUUGCUCUACGUACAUAUGUUCCUGUUAGCGCGCCACCAUGCCAACAGGAUUGCAUCAAUGCCAGGACUUCACGCGCGCCAGAGACAAAGUGGCUUGAGGGGGGCGCUGACACUCACCAUCUUGAUUGGGGUGUUUGUGGCCUGCUGGGCUCCUUUCUGUCUUCAUCUGCUGAUUAUGAUGAUUUGUCCAGAGAACCCCUACUGUGAGUGCUACCGCUCGCUCUUCCAGCUGCAUGUAGUGCUACUGGUGAGUCACGCAGUCAUUGAUCCAGCCAUUUAUGCUUUCCGUAGCACAGAGCUGCGCAACACCUACAAGAAAAUGUUCCUGUGUUCAGCUUCAAGGAUCUUUAAAGAAUGUGUCUGAGUGAGACGCGUGUGUCUCAGCAGUACUUGCUUCACACUACUGAAGAAUAAAAAAAGUCUACAGAACUGCUUUUUCAAGUGGAAAUGAAGAGGCUGCAUAUAAGAUUCAAUUUAAAGGUAUUGAAAGACCACAACAACAUGUAUUUAAAACAAACAGUGCAGUAACACUCUGUUACUCAAUCAUUAACUUGAGUUAAUGCACUAGCCUAGGUAUAAGUACGGUAACAAUAAACAUUUAUUACAACA
Cyprinus carpio (common carp) is the source of this 1518-nucleotide messenger RNA. RefSeq names its product melanocortin 2 receptor (gene mc2r). Gene Ontology annotation, molecular function: melanocortin receptor activity. The transcript has 2 exons. Gene Ontology annotation, biological process: G protein-coupled receptor signaling pathway. The record is from RefSeq and is a predicted model, not a curated record. The coding region runs from base 359 to 1273 and encodes 304 amino acids. Lineage: Eukaryota; Metazoa; Chordata; Actinopteri; Cypriniformes; Cyprinidae. Gene Ontology annotation, cellular component: membrane.